UCAUCCAUGUUCCUGGGACACGUGGCCCAAUCUUCAAAGAACUAAAUGUAUACCAAGGAUGACAGAGUUCCUUUCCUAUGAAUCCCCACUGGGUACAAGUUUGGCAGCUAUUGCCAUUCUCUCAUCUAUGGGUCCUCUUCUUAUUUUGGGAGUAUUUAAAUCUUACAAACAAACCCCAAUAGUCCGAGCCAACAACUACUCCCUUAGCUGCCUUCUCCUGCUUUCCCUGUUCCUCUGUUUCCUUUGCUCUUUAGGGUUCAUUGGUUACCCACAACCUGAAAAGUGCCUUCUGCGCCAGGUGGCAUUUGGGAUGGUUUUUGCCCUCUGCAUCUCCUGUGUUCUGUCCAAAACCAUCAUUGUUGUUAUUGCCUUUAAUGCAACCAAACCCGGCAGCAGGUUAAGGAAGUGGACAGGGGUGAAGGUGCCUUAUUUUCUCAUUUUGUGUUGUGUUUUAAUUCAGCUUUGUAUUUGUUUGAUUUGGUUGAUCUUCUUCCCUCCCUUCCAUGAACUUGACACAGACACCAAACCUGGACUCAUCAUAGUAAAUUGUAAUGAAGGAUCGCCAACUGCUUUCUGGUGCAUGCUGGGAUACCUUGGCCUGCUGGUCACAAUCAGUUUUAUUGUUGCCUUCCUGGCCAGACGCCUCCCUGACAGUUUCAAUGAAGCCAAAUUGAUCACAUUCAGUAUGUUGGCUUUCCUCAGUGUGUGGGUGUCCUUUAUCCCAGCCUAUCUCAGUGCCCAGGGCAUGUAUACUGUGGCAAUGGAGGUCUUUGCCAUUCUGUCUUCCAGUUGGGCUCUGGUGGUCUGUAUCUUUAUCCCAAAAUGCUUCAUAAUAUUGCUCAGACCUAAUGUGAACUCCAGAGAAAAUAUUAUGGGGAAAAGAAGAGGCUGCAAAUUAAGAACUCCAGAGUUGGCAAAAAAUAGGGAUUUUUAUUCUCCAAACAAUUUUUCAUGA
This is a messenger RNA of Xenopus tropicalis (tropical clawed frog), 955 nucleotides long. Its product is annotated as vomeronasal type-2 receptor 26-like. Gene Ontology annotation, biological process: G protein-coupled receptor signaling pathway. Lineage: Eukaryota; Metazoa; Chordata; Amphibia; Anura; Pipidae. Gene Ontology annotation, cellular component: plasma membrane; membrane. Bases 59 to 955 code for a protein of 298 amino acids. The transcript has a single exon. The record is from RefSeq and is a predicted model, not a curated record. Gene Ontology annotation, molecular function: G protein-coupled receptor activity.